GGGUUCUCUGAAUUUAAGUCUUUUUCAAAGCAGUUUUUAUGCAUUAACGUAUCAAUAUGUUACACCUUUAUUUUUAGCUCAUAAUCGGAGGAUUCAUCCCCAGUGAGACAAUUCCACGUGGUAUUACCGUGAAAGGCUAUGUUACAAUGCACACCAUAAGAGAGGACCGCAGUGCUGUCAUCUGUCCUAAACUCCAACUGGACGCUGGUCGAGCCAACACACGCUACUGCCAUGUUACUACAGACGGGGAGCUGGCCAACUCACCGCCCGCCACACAACACACGGACAGUGGCAGACUACAGAGAUUGUACGGCACGUGUAGCUCUACCCCUAUCCCCCUUCCUCCAUCCCCCUCUAGUGUCACCCCAGUCCCCCACACAACACGAUACUGGGAGACCAACACCAGGGUGGAUGUGGUGGGUAGACGGUGGUGUCCUGUCCUGGAGGUGGGUGUGGGGGAGGAGAGCCAGGUAGACAGUGGGAGGUUUGUUUGUGACCAGCGCCGCUCCUGGUGUGUCAGUGUAUGGAGCUGUGACACACACCGGGGGAGUGUCUGUACCAGGGUGUAUCUGGCGGGGGAGCAGGGGAAGUGUUACAGAAACACAAUGUCUGUCACACCCGGCACACAGGCCACCCUCCACUAUGGCGUUGUGUUGGAUGUCGGGAGGGGUAGAAUAGGAUUUAUUGACGUAGACAGGUCGGUUGUUUUAGGGAAAGUUGAUGUGGAGUUCAAGGAGGAUCUUCUCCCUGUGUUUGCUGUCUGUCCCAUCAGUCGCUACACAGUAAACAUGAAGGUAGUCAGUGGGGAGGAGAUCCUCAUGUCUGACAUCAAGAAAUCACUCAUUAAUGAAGCCCUGGCCUAAGAAAUAAGCUAAACAUGACCCAGUGUAAACUUGUAAAUAUCACACAUCAACUUUAUCAGACAAAUUCAAUACAACAGAACUGAAAGAAGCGGACAUAGAAGUUACCUGUUCAUGUGUUGUAUGUUGUGUACAACAAUGUGACAAAGUUA
Molecule: messenger RNA, 1012 nt
Organism: Haliotis rubra (blacklip abalone)
Lineage: Eukaryota; Metazoa; Mollusca; Gastropoda; Lepetellida; Haliotidae
Exons: 3
Coding region: 147-863 (238 amino acids)
Source: RefSeq, a predicted model, not a curated record